This is a messenger RNA of Solea solea (common sole), 6340 nucleotides long. RefSeq names its product WD40 repeat domain 95 (gene wdr95). NCBI's taxonomy places the organism in Eukaryota, Metazoa, Chordata, Actinopteri, Pleuronectiformes, Soleidae. The coding region runs from base 757 to 3669 and encodes 970 amino acids. The record is from RefSeq and is a predicted model, not a curated record. The transcript has 30 exons. Gene Ontology annotation, molecular function: protein binding.
UCCUUUCAUCAUGUUAGUGAGACUUUUAUUUUAUUUUUUUCUUUGAUCUUAUUCUUUCGUCUUUUAUUUUUUAUUUGAUAUUCGGCAAUCAGAUUUUUAUUGUCUUGUUUAUGUCCCUUUUGUUUUUACUUACAAUAUAAUAUACAUCUGUAUGCUCUCUUGUUGUGUCAAUGUAAUGGAUUUUGUUUGUAUGAUAUCGUAUAACGGCACUUCAAUACAUGGACAUCUGUGAUUAUAUUCUUUUCUUUUUCCUCCCUUUAUAAUUAUGAUUAAACUUCAAUCAUAACAAACUUUGUUAUGGGCAGUACGUGUAUAUAGGGCUGCGAAGCUACAAUUAUUUUGACAAUUGAUUGAUAGGUUUGAGUGAUUUCUUUCACACACACAAGAUAAAUGUAUUGUCUUUAGUUAAAUAUAUUAAUUCCUUCGGCAGCUGUCCUUACAGUAAAAAAAAAGUCAUCUUAGCCACUCAACUAAUGAGAUCACCAUGGAAACAGUGCAGUGUAAUAUUUGUUUCAAACAAAGUUUAAGCAGCGCGUGGACAAAAACUGUUCACUCCCUUUUUUGUUUUGCAGUCUCAGUUGUCACUCUUAGGUUUCUUAGUUACCAUGGGGUCACCUGCUCUUCUCAGGUGUUAACCAAGAGUGAGUGUCAGGUAGACUGAUGUUUGGAUCGGUCUGAUUCACUGUGUCUUUGUCGACGUCUGUCUGAGGAAAUGUGCUUCAAAGUCAACAUUUAGGACACAAUUUAAGAACAAGAAUGCCUGCGGGGAGAAACGUCCGCUCUUCCUCAACUCCUGGAAGAUUAGAAACUCAACAUGUGACCAGCCUCCUCUCAGAGCUGAGGUGUACGGGCGAGAGGAAGCGAAACAGCUCUGGGCCUGAGCGUCGGGGUCACAGAAGUGCAGUAAACAAGGAGAGUAAAGAGGAGCCUGAGUGGUUCAUUCGAGAGCUGCUGAAGCAAAACAAGCGAAGACACUCUGUGACACUCGGGGAGAAGACGCCGACCCUAAGACGUCAACGGCACAGCAGAGCUUCGAUUCGCAGCCUCAAGCAUCCGGACUUUAUGAACUGCCUGAUUGAUGAGACAAUAUCGCUCGACAUCCUCCAGAAGCUGAAAGUAGAAUUUGAGGACUUUGAGAGAUGUGGCUCUGGAUGCAUCGAUGCAAGGACUUUUGGACAUCUUGUAAAGAAGUGUCUGGGGUCGUCUCACACGACCAACGAGCAGAUUCAAGGCUUGUUUAAGAAGAUUGAUUAUUCAGGCCAAGGGAGAAUUUCAUGGGGUCAGUUCUGCACACACGUGUUGCAGGAGCACAAGGAGAGGGAGGAAAGUGCACGACGCAGCAAGCAGGCGGCUUUUACUUUGCCUGCCACUGUGAAGGCGCUGGGUCAAGGGAUUCCCGUCGUCAACAUCCGCUCCACGCAUGACGGCACCGUGGUCACAGUGCGGGACGACGGCGCCGUUUGUCUCUGGAGCCCUGAACUCAGACUCCACAAGACAAAACACUUGUUUAACGAAGGACCUGCCAACAGGAAGUCAAAGUGGGCAAGUAAUUUCACUCUGAUACCCGAGUAUAAGAAGCUGGUGAUUGUUACAGGCGACAGAGAGAUACAGUUUUAUGAUCUCUCCACUCUGGAGCCUUAUUGUCAGAUUAGUGCUCUGGAGACGGUUCCUCUGACAUUAAACUACGGCUACACUGGACCUGACAAAUGCUGUAUUUUGUAUGGAGACGCUGAGGGAUGUGUGACUAUCAUUUUAAUUUCCUCUUUUGGAGAUACACUCAGAUUGUGGAAUAAAUUCCCAAAGGUUGAGAACAUACCAAACAUAGUGAUUGACAACGCAGCGACCUCCCCCAACGUGACCUUUGUCAGAUGGAAGGUUCAUCAUGACUGGGUGACGCAGGCAAGAUAUUUCCCGAGUUUCCAGGCCAUCGUCUCCUCGUCCGGUGACGACUCGUCGGCUCUUGUUUUAGGCCGCGUGCUGCCUCUGACAGACGCCGGGCAGCGGCUGAGCGAGAUCAGAGAGUCCUGUUAUGAAGGGAAGACCAAAAAGGUCCAGUUGAGCUGGACCCCACAGACGCGGGCGUCCAGCGAACAGACGGUGUUCACCAUUUACAAAGGAGUCAAGAGCUUUGAUCUGUGUCACAAGCACAGCUUGUUGAUCACCGGGGGCAUGGACCGCCUCAUACGCAUGUGGAACCCACAUUUCUCUGGGAAACCAACAGGUAUUUUAAAAGGCCACUGUGCUCCCGUCGUCCACCUGUGCAUCUCCUCAGAGGACGGUCACGUCUUCUCCGUCUCCAUUGACGGCACAGUGAAGGUGUGGGACAUACAGGACCAGUGCUGCCUGUUCACAGCAGAAGCCAAAGCCAGCGGGAUUCACAGCGACGUCACCGCAUGCUCGUAUUCUUCGGCUAUGAAAUCCCUGUUCGUCGCCGCAGACUGCGUGGCCGCGCUCUCGCUCAUGAUGAGGCAACAAGUCUGCCGGCGCCUGACUCUUUCGCACAACGAGGCCGUGACGUGCUGCGGCUACAGCGAGGAGUUCCGGGAAGUCGUGAGCUGCACUGAAGGAUCCGUGGUGAAAGUCUGGGAUUUGGACACCGGGCGUCAGGUGUUUGAGUUCGGGGGCACACGGGAUCUGUCUGCCAUUACGUGCAUGACAUUUGACCUUAAAGGGAGGAGACUCAUCACAGGUGGAAGAGAUGGAUGUUUGAAGAUCUGGAACUUCAGCAACGGUCAGUGCCUGAAGACGCUGAAGAAGGGCACGGAUGACGGAAAGUGCCUGGAGGUUUGCCACUGCAUCUUUCUGAAAGUUCACCGAAAUUGCUAUGUGAUAUCUGCGGGCCGGGACCGGACGAUUGACAUUUACUCAGACGCACCCGGCGACCUCCGUCACGUCCAGAAGCCGCAGCCUUCGUGGCAGGAUGAUCUGAAUAACGGUCAUAAAGAGGACAUCCUGUGUGUGGUGCAGUGUCCUCCAUCCCUCCUGGCCACCAGCAGCUAUGACGGAGAGAUAAUCGUGUGGAACGUUGUUUCUGGACGUAUCCAGUGUCGCUUUGUCUGCCCUCACUCAGCAGAAAAUGCUGAAGGACUGGACAAAAGUGUCCCAAGCAUCAUUUUCCUGAAGAAUGUCCCGUUUUCCUCGGCCACUCUGCUCCUGUCCUCUGGAGCGGCCGGUUGUAUAAAUGUCUGGCGAGUGCUCAGCGGAGGAACCUUUGUGAGCGGCUUCAGAGCUUCUUUAUUCCAAGAAAAGAUCACAAUCAUGGCUAAAACAGAAGAGGACACGUUGCUCUACGCUGCCGACCAAAUUGGUUACAUCUACGUUUACGACAUGAGCAAAUUUAACCCUGAGGAAAAAUCACCACGACCUCAGUACUUCUGGCGUGCCCACACCAGCAGAGUUUCUGGCCUGCAGAUUGUUGACAAUGAUCAAGUGGUGCUUACCUCGUCCACCGACUGCACCGUGCGUCUCUGGAGUCGACGUGGAGAAUUCAUCGGGACCUUUGGGCAGUCUGAUAUCUGGAGCAUCCACGUCCCGUCUUCCUGGACGCACCCGGCUGUCCCUUACGAGGUCCUGACUCAUCCUCUGAGUCUUCCGGAUCAUGACUGGUUGAAUUUUAAAACCCAGUUUCCUGAUGACUGUGACGGCCGGGAGCUGGAGGCUGUGUCAUGAAAAUUGCCAAGCACACUAACAAGCUAUCGAACCACCGGCGCUCGGAAAGGCUUUGCUACUGUGCAGGACCUGACCUCUCCCUCGCUCCCUCGCUCCCUGGCAUUGAUCCUCUCAUAAGCAGCGCUGAGGAACUGCAGUCGACUGGGAAAGAUAAAACUGUAUCGAUCACACUUUGGAAACUGCAGCAAAAAUGGAUUGGAAUUGUGGGUUGACGGCGUGUAAUCACACACACAAAUGGCCUUCGCAACAACAGACUGUAAAAUAAGAGAAGAUGUUUGAUAAAAGUGGGAGAAUGUGGACUGCAAUAUUAAAGUGAUAGUUGAGGGAUUUUUUUGGGGGCGAGUAUGUGAACUUUGUGUCUCUUUGAAAUCUGCUCACUCUCCCACACCAAAGUCCAUCGAGAAAGUCAUCGAAGACUCUCCAAGACACCAAAACUUACCAAACACUGUGUCCCAGAAAGCUUAAAAUACUGAUUUUCUCAAUGGACUUUGGUGCAAGAAGAGUGAACGGUUUAUGGACAGUUUAGUUUUACAUAAAGAGGAAAAGGUAAAGUAAUUAUUACCAGAGCUUCUUAGUGGUAUGUCAGUCAUCAUUACUGGACAAUGACAGUAAAGAUUACAGUGACUUUUACCUGGGGUGAAAAGGUCUGGAACAAUUACCUCAGCUAAUACUAAUCCCAUACGGUUUAGACCAGUAGUAAAUACUAUAUGUGCGUUAAUCUCCUUUUCACAAGCAGUUUUCCACGGAUUUUUAAGCAUGCAUCAAGGGCACUAUCACUUAUGAUAUCAAGAAGCAUCGUAGUACGUACAUGACGACAGGAGGUGACGGCGGUGCGUAAAUCGAGUGCAACUCGGUGUCCAGGAAGUCGGGGUGAAGUUGUUUUUGCGUAGCCAGUGCAGGGUUGGGAAUCACUGGGUUCAUUACCCUGUUGCACUUCCACGUUUGGGCCCUUAGACCCCGAUUUACCCCUCCCAACUGUGGUAGUUUUACUGAGGUUUCUUAUCCUGAGCAAUAUUGGCCAUCAAUAUUACAGAUGUCCUGUUUAAAAUGACAUUACUCCACCUCCACAUGUAAAACUAAUCUGGUCUGAAUACUAGGGAUUAUGUGCCAUACUGCACCUCGUACAACCACACUAUCAUUUUAAGAUGCUUUAAAAAAACAUUGUGUUCUUACACACAAAGUCAACCAUUACAUGUAAAAAAUGAUCCCACGUAGCAUAUUACCAUUAAAGUAAACAAAUGUCUUAAUGUUAACACAGGAUUCGCAUGAGAAAGGUGGUUUUCUUGUGUGACUCUGACGUUCUACUCUCAGCUCUGUGAAGCUUCAUAUAAUUUUUUAUUUUAUUUUAUCUCAUUGUUUUGUUUUUAGUGGCGCUCAAACUUUCCAUUUUGUUCUCUGCUCUCGUGUUGUGUGUUGGGCCACGACCGGGCAGAUAUUAUGGCUGUUAGGGUGUAAAAACUAACUGUACCUGCCCUGCACCAAAGAGAAGAUAAAGUUAACAAUAGAGCCGGUGAAGCAUUUGGAAUUAAUUUGAAGUGCCAUCAAUUUUUACGCUGGCCUCAGCUAAUUUGGGUGGAAUAGCGUUACUUUCCCUCCCUCCUCCCUGAUCACAGCCCUUUUCAAAGUUAAGUUGGCUUUAAUGACAAAUGAAAAGUGGACAGUGUGAUGCUGAUAAACAUGAUAUGUGAAAAGUCUGCAGAAGAACAUAGUGUUUUUUUUUUAUAUAGAACUGAAAUCCAAAGGUGAUAAUUACAAUUUAAGUGAAAUGAAAUGAAUCAAACUAUUUUUAGAAUAUACACAUCACACAGUUCCUCUGAUAACAACCUAUAAAAGCCUUGUAAAACCAGACCCCAAAAAAAAGAUCUUGGAAAAACAGACCCUGAAAAAAUCUUAAGAACAAACCUGAACAAAAAAAUCUCGUUCAGACAGAGACUUGUGACUAAGUAAAUGAAACUGUAAAAAGACGCAGAAUCUUUUUCUGUUCUGUAAGAGAACAAAGGAGGUGAAAGUGAAAGUGACACAAUAAUGUUUGUACAAGCAAUAACAAAAGCUGUGACACAAAAGGAGCUGUUUUAAAGCUAAUUUUGAUGUUCCAUCAAGUAUUGUCCCAAAUUUAUACUCCUCAGUUUACAAAAAUCAUACCCCUGGAGCUUUAGAACACCGCAAUUUAUCAUCCUACACACACACACACACACACACACACACACCCUCUCUUCUGCAACUACAGCGUUUUAAUGUUAACAAACACACAGAGGAGCCCAGGGGACUUAAUGCAUACACCACAUUUAUUUUUUUGAUUACAGCUAAUAUUAUCACCUGGCCCGACCACAUAACCCAAUUACCCUCAUACUGUAUAUAUGUAUAUCAAAAUAUAUAUAUAUAUAUAUGUAUAUUCAGAGCUGCGCUAAAUUAUUUACAAAUGUAAGCACUUACAUUUUGUAAGUGGAGGGAAAAGGUGGGAAAAGUCAUAAUUAUAGGCUACAAAUAUCUGUGAGUUAUAGUUAAAACCAAAAAAUAAAUAAAGGUGUGCUGUUGCAAUUACGAGCAGCUUACUCACAGAUGAUAAACUAUUGUAAUAAUUAGGUUUUUAAGUCUGUAUUCUUACAAUUCUGUGGAGAUUGAUAAAGGGGGGAAAGUAUAAAUAUGUGCAAAAGAAAUGGUUAAUAGUUUA